Messenger RNA from Papaver somniferum (opium poppy), 1452 nucleotides. RefSeq lists its product as uncharacterized. The transcript has a single exon. Lineage: Eukaryota; Viridiplantae; Streptophyta; Magnoliopsida; Ranunculales; Papaveraceae. The record is from RefSeq and is a predicted model, not a curated record. Gene Ontology annotation, molecular function: nucleic acid binding; RNA-DNA hybrid ribonuclease activity. Gene Ontology annotation, biological process: DNA integration. The coding region runs from base 1 to 1452 and encodes 483 amino acids.
AUGGAUGUAUAUGAAAGUCGUCCAGACCCUAAGGACUUGUUACAGGAGAAUCAUCCCAGAAGGUGGGAAAUAUUCGUCGAUGGAUCAUCAAACAGUUGUGGAGGGGGGAUAGGAAUAGUAUUCACUUCGCCCACAGGGAUCAGGAUAAUUUUCUGCUUUCGGUUGGAAUACAAAGCAACAAAUAACGAGACUGAAUAUGAAGCAGUGGUACAAGCUUUAAGGAUUUCGAUAGAAAUGGGAUUAAACGAAGUACCAAUUACCAGUGAUUCACAGCUAGUGGUUCGCCAAAUUGAAGGAAGAUAUAACGCAGUUGAUCUGGUGAUGCAGAGAUAUCAGCAACUCGUGAAAGAAUACUCAAUGAAGAUACGAAGCCUUAUUUGGAGAAACAUAGGACGAGACAAUAAUAGACAUGCAGAUGCACUUGCCUUUAUAGCCUCAAUGAUUGAGGAUCCAAAAAUCGGGCAUAUCAUGAUUGAGCGGUUAAUGCAACUCUCAGUAAACAGAGAGGAAAGGGAGUCCCAAGUAAUGAUGAUAAAAGAAGGGUAUGUGGAAAUAAUCGAUGAUGAUUUGCGAGCCCCCAUUUAUAUCUAUUUGAUGAAAGGAGAUCUCCCGCGAGAUAGGCAAGAGGCAAACAAAAUUAAAAGCAAGUCUACGAAUUACGAGGUGCGAGAAGGACUCCUGUACCGAAGAUCUUAUUUGGGUCCGAUGAUGAGAUGCUUGUCGCAGAAGCAGGGGAUAAAAAUCAUGAAAUCAAAUCACUAUGGGGACCCUGGUAAUCAUAGCGGAACCAGGUCACUAGCUCUCAAAACCAGGACGCAAUGGUACUUUUGGCCAUAUAUGCACAAAGAUGCGAAGGAUAUAUCCACAAGGUGUGAAGCCUGUCAAAGAUUUGGGAAAAGGAUACAUGCACCAUACACGAGAUUAAACUCUGUAUUGAGUGUAUGGCCCUUCGCCAUGUGGGGAAUAGAUAUCGUGGGACCGUUUGUGAUCGGGACAAUGGAAAGAAGGUACCUGAUAGUAGCAACAAAUUAUUUCACGAAAUGGGUGGAAUCCAAAGCCCUACAACACACGAGAGUUGGUGACGUGUACGAUUUCAUCCUGGAGCAUAUUAUUUUUAGAUUUGGAAUACCAAUUAUGAUUGUUUCAUACAAUGGGAAACAGUUUGAAGGAGAAAAUGUAAGAAUGUUAUUUAACGUAUUGAAAAUUCAAUCCGGGAAAUCAACUCCGCUGUACGCACAGAGAAACAGGCAAGCGGAGGCUACAAACAAGACGAUAGCAACAACGUUAAAGAAAAAGUUUGACGGUCAUCAUAAAGAAUGGUGUGAACAUAUCAACCACCAGGAGAGAUGCAACGGGAAUUUCACCCUUUUGUUUGACAUGGAGCUGAGGCGGUGCUGCCCGCCGAAGUCAUCCUUUCAACCACGAGAAGAGAAGCAUGGGAGAAAAGGAUAA